Molecule: messenger RNA, 2554 nt
Organism: Zalophus californianus (California sea lion)
Lineage: Eukaryota; Metazoa; Chordata; Mammalia; Carnivora; Otariidae
Gene: BLCAP
Product: BLCAP apoptosis inducing factor
Exons: 2
Coding region: 761-1024 (87 amino acids)
Source: RefSeq, a predicted model, not a curated record
ACAGGGAAAGGGGAGGAGUCAGGUCCUAAGUUCUGAACCCGAUUUUUCCGUUCCUGAACUUUGGCCCCUUUGUGAAAGGGCCAGGGAGAGGGUGGACUUUGAGCCACGAGGUUUGCCACGGAUGACACAGGUGAUCCACGCAGGGAACCGGAAUCAAGAGCUCAUCUAUGAAGACUAAGGUACGCCCCCUCGGCGCUCAAUGAGUAAGGAUCACAAUCUGCUGCAUAUGCAUGAGGGGACCAUGAGACCGUGACUCGGGACUACCCGAGAUGCGCCUGAUUAAAAAUUCUUCGGGCUUGAAGACUUGAGAGCCCCCUCAUUUCCUCACAGAUACAGAGAAAGUUUUCAAAGGCUCAUCUGAGGCGAACAUUGUGGGGAUAUCGGGCGAAGACGACCUAACUUGGAGCUUAUGAUCUGGCGUCUUCUGGAGGCAGCCCAAUGCCGGGAGGGGUCCUCGGUCAGCUCCACUAGAAGACGAAGGGGGCGUCUCCCCGGCUUCCUGCGGCGUCGGUGGCGAGCUGAGGUGGAGGCAGGCUGCGGCAGCGAAGGCGACAGUGGCGGCGGCGCCAUGGCAGGGCUUGCAGGAUCCGUGCUGCCUUGGUGAUCCCGGGCUGACAGCCAGAGAGCACAGCGGCUCAGCUCCUGGAGAGUGAGGGUUGAAGAAAGCGGAGGGCAGCUGCCUGCGCCCCCUGGCUCCCAUUAGGUCGGUUCCUGCAGCGGUGCCCGGUGGCCUUGGUGAAGGCCCUGCCCAGCAGAGAUCAUGUAUUGCCUCCAGUGGCUGCUGCCCGUCCUUCUCAUCCCCAAGCCCCUCAACCCCGCCCUGUGGUUCAGCCACUCCAUGUUCAUGGGCUUUUACCUGCUCAGCUUCCUCCUGGAGCGGAAGCCUUGCACAAUCUGUGCCUUGGUUUUCCUGGCAGCCCUGUUCCUCAUCUGCUAUAGCUGCUGGGGAAACUGUUUCCUGUACCACUGCUCUGAUUCCCCGCUUCCGGAAUCGGCGCACGACCCCGGCGUUGUGGGCACCUAACAGCCUGCCCAGUUAGCUUUCCAAGGAAGCAGAAGAUGGGAGGGGAGGCAUUGACAUAGGUCAUAAAGCAUUGGAGUUUCAAAUCCCGCAGCCCCGCGGGUGCCACAUUCCUGACGGCGCCUUUCUUGGCCUGUGAUGUUUUAUCCUUAUAAUGUGAAUAAUGGCACUGACCGGUGCUUUUAUUGUAGAGUCCUAUAGUCGUGGGUGGUCUUGUGAUUGUGUGUGUUCUGUCCCCAUCUCGGUCCCCCCACCCCUCCCACAGGCUGGCAGGAUGGUCACUCCCCUCGCCUCAUUCCUGCGAGGAGUCUGCGCCCAUCCUGGUACACUGUCCCAGCAUGACCUGGGCAGAUAAGAUGCCAGUCUCGUCACUUCUGUGACCCCUCCUUGUCAGGGUCUCUUACCGUACCAGAAUGUUACCAUCUCCUCAGUCCCUGUCCUGGUUUCCCUUUAGUUCUCUCCUACCCCUUUCCUUUUUGGGGGAGCACCUGUCCAAGACAGGGCUCAUUUUUGCACUUAUCUCGAAUUUAAAGAGAUUGCUGACGCCCGAGAGCCUCGCUUUUUCAUCCUUCUUUCCCUGGUCAGCAGCCCAGACAGAAACGUGUCUUGACUGUUUGUUGUCCACAAAUCUGCAGUAUUUUCUCCACUUCAUUUUUAAGAAAGAAGUAACAUAUCUGUUGCUCUUUCACCUGAGUGUCUGGGCUCACGCUUACCAGCCCAGCCUCACUUUCUUUGCCCUUCCUCCUGCCUUUCUCAAUUGUCCCCAGGAGGGGGGGCCUCACCGUGUCUCCUGUGCAUGCUCUGCAGGAUUGAGGUGUGGUGUGUUCAUGUAGAUGUAGCAGUCCCAGAGUGAAUGGAAGAGUACUCGGAAGAGUUUCAUAACAGCCAUGAUCCCCUUGAUAGGUGUUUGGAUAUUUUUGGUGUGCCGUGAGUGUGUGUGUGUGUGUGUGUGUGUGUGUGUGUGUGUAUACAAAUAUAUGUGUAUAUCCCUUUUAAAGAAGCUUUAUCGAACGUGUUCUGAUUUUGAGGUUUAGCAAUAGCUAGCUAUAGUAGGUGCUGCUACAGUUUUUAUUUAGCAUGGGGAUUGCAGGGUGACCAGCUCACUGGACUCCGUGGUGGUUCAGACAAGACAGAGGGGAGCGGUGGCCAUCGUCCUUGUGCCAGGAGUUCCUUCAGUCCUGCGCAUAUAGACUGUACAUUAUGAAGAAUACACAGGAAGACUUUGUGACUGUCACUCGCUUUUUGCUUUUUCUGCGCUUCAGUAACAAGUGUUGGCAAAUGAGACUUUCUCCUGGCCCCUGCCCACUGGGGACCAGCAUGGUUGUCCGUCCAGUCUCAGUCAUCCAUCUUCCUCUUGCCUGAGUGGGAAGGGCGGUGGGCCAGGCAGAGGACAGAACUGGAGGCAGUCCAUCUAGGGAAUGGGACCGUGAGGCCACACUUGUGGAACAUUUGGACUGCUAUUCUGGAGCUUUUAUUUUCGGUGUGUUCGUUGCACAGCUGUUUGAAAUGUUUAAUAAAGCUUUAUAAACUUUA